Messenger RNA from Globicephala melas (long-finned pilot whale), 2494 nucleotides. RefSeq names its product transcription factor like 5 (gene TCFL5). The record is from RefSeq and is a predicted model, not a curated record. Lineage: Eukaryota; Metazoa; Chordata; Mammalia; Artiodactyla; Delphinidae. Gene Ontology annotation, molecular function: RNA polymerase II cis-regulatory region sequence-specific DNA binding; protein dimerization activity; DNA-binding transcription factor activity, RNA polymerase II-specific. Gene Ontology annotation, biological process: spermatogenesis; regulation of DNA-templated transcription. Gene Ontology annotation, cellular component: nucleus.
AUGUCGGGCCCCGGGCAACCGGAGCCGCCUCAGGCGGGCGGGCCGGCGGGCCCCGAGGGCGCGGACGCGGCGCUGGGCGAGGCGGGGCUGAGUUUCACGACCACCGACCUGAGCCUUGUGGAGAUGACCGAGAUCGAGUACACGCAGCUGCAGCACAUCCUCUACUCGCACAUGGAGGCGGCGGCGGCCGACGGCGAGCUCGAGACGCGCCUCAACUCGGCCUUCCUGGCGGCGGCGGCGCCGGGCGCGGCGGCGGGGGGCUUCGCGGCGGCCGGGGGCGCGGCGGCGGGGGGCGCGCCGCCCGUGUACCCGAUGCUGUGCCCGCCUGCGCUGGCCGAUGGCGGCUUCGCGGGCGCCAACCAGUGCCUGGGUCACAUUGACUUCCAGGAGCUGCGCAUGAUGCUGCUGGGCGAGGCGGGCGCGCCGCCCGCCGCCGAGAAGACGCCGUGCGCCGACGGCCCGGGCGCCGGCGCACCCCGGCCCAAGGCGCCCGACGGCGCCGGCAAGGAGAACGUGGAGGGCGCGCCCGAGGCGCGGGCCAAGUCGGCCGUGCGCGUCCGCCUGGAGGACCGCUUCAACAGCAUCCCAGCCGAGUCCCCGCCAGCCCCGCGCGGCGCGGAUCCCCCCGAGCCCGGCAUGGCGCUCAACAAUUUGGUAACUCUUAUUCGCCAUCCAUCCGAAUUAAUGAAUGUUCCUCUCCAUCAGCAACAAAACAAAUGUACAACAUUAGUGAAAAAUAAAACUGCUGCUGCAGCCACUGCUCUGCAAUUUACAUACCCUCUGUUUACUGCAAAUAGUUGCUCUGCUAGUGGAAAUUCUAAUCUUUCACAAACACAGAGUUCUAGUAACUCAUGUUCUGUACUUGAAGCUACCAAGCAUCAGGAUAUUGGAUUGCCGAGAGCAUUUUCUUUCUGCUAUCAGCAAGAAAUUGAAUCCACUAAACAGACUUUGGGUAGUAGAAACAAAGCUUUGCCUGAGCAGGUUUGGAUUAAAGUAGGAGAAGCGCUGUGUAAGCAAGCAAUAAGCAAGAGGAGUCGGAGUAGGAUACGUCAGCUGGACACAAACCUAGAACGAAGAGCCCUGGGAGAGCUCCAGAAUGUGGGUGAAGGCUCCGCAGCAGCGCAGGGUGCCUGGCAGUCGGUGGAGUUGUCCCAGGCCACCUUCGGGGAGCAGACCCAGAGCGGGCCCCAGCGGGGCCGGUCCCAGCGCAGGGAGAGGCACAACCGCAUGGAAAGAGACAGAAGGCGCAGAAUCCGCAUUUGUUGUGAUGAGUUGAAUCUUUUAGUCCCGUUCUGCAACGCCGAGACGGAUAAGGCGACGACGCUGCAGUGGACCACAGCGUUCCUGAAGUACAUUCAAGAAAGACACGGGGAUUCUUUCAAAAAGGAAUUUGAGAGUGUAUUUUGCGGUAAAACUGGCAGAAGGCUAAAGUUGACCAGACCAGACUCCUUGGUGACGUGUCCCACACAGGAGAGUACAGAGUAGCCCAGCUAUGGAGACCAAGGGACUGACUGGAUGUGAGCACUGAUGUCUGGGAAGCAAACGGCUGUUCCUUCGUGACCCAUAAACAUUUCCUAGGACCCUGGAACUCAGCUCUGAUAGUCUGACUCUAAAGGGACAUGAUUCAGCUGAUGGGACUCCAAUGGGGACUUUGAAAGCACAUUCUGUAAAAAUAUUUAUCUAAAACAAAAUGCUUACCGAUUAACGUCCUCUUAGACCAUUUGGGGAUGAAGACAUCUUGACAAUUAGUAAGUAAUUUUUCAAUUAUCUGUCUGAUUCCAUCAUGUUUUCUUAACAUGAUAACUUGAAAAAUUAACAUCCUUUGUAAUUUCUUUAGUCUUAGAAGGUACAUUGCUUUUUACUUAUUUUAUUUACAUUUUAAAUAUGCCCCCUUAGCAACUAGAACAAGUUAAAUUGUUCUUAACUGUAAGUAAGACAUUUUAUUUCAUUUGUCUGUCGCUUCCCCUUGUAAUGAUUUCUAGCUGCAUAGAACUGUAUUGCAAAAUGCAGUCCUAUUUUAAACCUUUCUGCUAGAAAUUUUCCAGAGAUCUCCUUUAAAGGUACUUGUGUCCGUAAAUGAAAUACUUGCUGGAUAUUAGAUUGCUUCAAUGCCCUCAUUUUCGUAUUGAGAGUCAUUACUUUCUGUGUAAUAAACUGUAGUGUUUGGAACUGAGGUUUUCAAAUGAGUGGCUUUAUUUGUUACAAUAGACCUUAGUGCAGUACAGUCACUUGCAAUAAAUACUGUCAAUGGGAGAUAGUUAAACGUUUGUACACAAAGGAGGCGGGUAAAUCAGGCGAGACCUUUGUAUGGAAGGGAUACUGUACAUUAAAUUCUUUAUUUUUUUGGUAAUACUGUGGCCAGUCAUUAAUCUGAAGAUUUCGUAUAUCAUUUUAUUGAAAUGAUAUCUUAGCCUUUACACAAAUGCCAUGUAAACAAGUUGCUGAGUAUUUUUUUCUCUCGUGAAAUUGCACAAACCUUUCUCUAUGUGCACCC